UGAAAGUGAAUCGAUCGAUCGAGCAGAAUGCAAAGCCUGAUGCUACGGCACGGGGUUCGUUCGGUGCGAACGUCCGCUUCGCUGGCGGCCACCAGGGGCUACGCGUCAGAGGGAGCGCCGAGCCGGACGGCACUGUACGAGUUCCACCAGAAGCAAGGCGGCAAGCUGGUGGACUUUGCCGGCUACUGGCUGCCGGUGCAGUAUGGCGAUCAGAGUAUCAUCAAAUCACAUCUGUACACGCGCGAGUACGGAUCGAUCUUCGACGUGUCCCAUAUGCUGCAAACUUACGUCAGAGGCAAAGAUGUGAUCGAUUGCAUCGAAUCGAUCUGCACGGCGGACCUGAAAGGAUUGCCGAAUGGAACGGGCACACUGACCGUGUUUACCAACAGCUCCGGUGGCAUCUUGGACGAUUUGAUCGUGACCCGAGUGGCGGACGAUUUGCUGUACAUCGUAUCGAACGCAUCCCGCAAACCCGUCGAUAUGGCCAACAUUUCCGAAGCGGUCGCAUCGUUCAAAGCGAACGGGAAAGACGUUUCGGUCGAGUUUCUUUCGUUGGACGAUCAAUCGCUGAUGGCGGUACAGGGCCCGAGCGCCGUGGCGGUGCUGCAGAAACUGUGCACCACCGACCUGUCACGGCUCUACUUCAUGAACAGCACCACGGACACGGUGGCGGGAGUGGCCGGUUGUCGUAUUACGCGCUGCGGAUACACCGGGGAGGAUGGAGUGGAAAUCUCGGUCCCGUCGUCGAAAGCAGCCGAACUGGCGGGCGCUUUGCUAGACCCGGCCGUGGGUCAACUGAAGCUGGCCGGCUUGGGAGCUCGGGACUCGCUGCGCCUGGAAGCCGGACUCUGUCUGUACGGCAAUGACAUCGACGAGACGACUAGCCCGGUCGAGGCGAACCUUCUGUGGUUGGUGGCAAAAAGGCGCCGGGCUGAAAACAAUUUUCCCGGAUCGGACCGCAUCAAUGCACAGAUCAAAAACGGCGUCACCCGGCGGCGCGUCGGCCUCCGGAUGGAGUCGGGUGCGGCUCCGGCCCGGCAGCACGUCGAGAUCCAGAACAACGAACAGCAGAAAGUCGGCGAAAUAACGAGCGGAUGUCCGAGCCCGUGCCUGCAGCAGAACGUCGCCAUGGGCUACAUCCGCGAGGAGUACAAAAAGCCGGGCACCGAAAUUAUGCUCAAAGUGCGCGAUAAGCAUUACCACGGCUCCGUCGAGAAGAUGCCGUUCGUGGGAACGCACUACUACCAGCGGCCAAAGUAAAAACAAGUGCCAAACAAGUGCUUAUCAUAUAUGAAUAAAACCCAAGCGGUGU
This is a messenger RNA of Anopheles cruzii, 1312 nucleotides long. Its product is annotated as aminomethyltransferase, mitochondrial. The transcript has 2 exons. Gene Ontology annotation, molecular function: protein binding; aminomethyltransferase activity. NCBI's taxonomy places the organism in Eukaryota, Metazoa, Arthropoda, Insecta, Diptera, Culicidae. Gene Ontology annotation, cellular component: mitochondrion. Bases 28 to 1260 code for a protein of 410 amino acids. Gene Ontology annotation, biological process: glycine catabolic process. The record is from RefSeq and is a predicted model, not a curated record.